AUGGAGCCUGCCGAGGCACGACUAAUGGUACCAUGUUUUGAUGAACCUGCAUUUAAAGCUCCAUGGAAUGUUACAGUCAUUCAUCCUAAGGGAACAACAGCAAUCUCAAAUAACCUUGAAUUGAAAACAGAGAAAAACGGCGAUUGGGUGACGACCACAUUUCAUCAAACUCCUAAAAUGUCAUCUUACUUACUUGCCCUUAUGGUCUCUGAGUUCACUUAUGCCGAAAAAUAUACCGAAUCUGGAGUGCGAUUCUUUUUCACCCUUUAUGUCAGCUUUUCAGACAUGGUGGCGCUUCCUGAUUUUACUUCAGGUGCUAUGGAGAAUUGGGGUAUGAUUACUUACAGAGAAAACAAUCUUCUUUACGACGACAAGCUAUACGGUCCAGAAAGCAAACGUAGAAUUGCUCAAGUUGUGGCACAUGAACUCGGACAUAUGCACUACAUCAAAAAAUUCGCAUAUGAUAACGCUGAAGCUGCCGAUCUUUGGACAGCUUUUGAUGAAGUUGUUGGAGGAGUGAAAAGUCUCGAUAACAUGAAAGUGCUCGAUUAUGCUGAUGAGUGGACCUCACAGAUGGCGUUCCCCCUUGUGACUGUAGAAAGGUCCGAUUCUAACCGAGUGAAACUCACGCAAAACCGUUAUCUGAAAACUCCUAAAACCCCAGACCCGAAAAGAUAUAGGAAUCCAAAAUAUGGAUUCAAAUGGGAUAUCCCAAUAUGGUACCAAGCAGGCAAUGGAGAGGAGAAGUUUGCAUGGCUAAGAAGAAGCCGUUGGCUUGAUACAUAUUCUAAAAUUUUGGGAGCAAAACGUCUUUGGACCCCCUUUCGGGAUGCGUCUUGA
Messenger RNA from Strongylus vulgaris, 840 nucleotides. The record is from the annotation of a GenBank genome assembly. NCBI's taxonomy places the organism in Eukaryota, Metazoa, Nematoda, Chromadorea, Rhabditida, Strongylidae.